AACAGAACCCGGACUCUGGGGACUGACACCACACCCUUCUGUGAGUGUGUUUGAGUUGUGUGCCUAGUUUGAGCUCUGUUGUGUUUCUUCUUCUACGUCUUCUUCUUCUUGUUGUGGGUGAAUGAGGAGCUGCCUUCUGACUCUCAGAGCUGGUGGACGUCAUCAUGGUAGACUCAAUCCCUUCGUCUUUGGAUCACGCGGAAGAGGUUUUAAACAAGACGGUGACAAUAGGCACAGACGAUGAAGAUUUUGCAGCUUUAAUCGGAGGAUCGGUCGUUGCUGUGCUGUUAGUGGUGAUCUGUUCGGUCGGAGUUCUGCUGUGGUGUCUGGCCAGAAACAAAGGCUCGUACAACACCAACGAGACGGACGACUACGUCAUCGGCGACGCCGAAGAGGAUGAAGAGUCGCUCGGUUCUGACGCGGUGCUGCAGAGCAAACAACCUCUGAAGCCCAAAGAGGAGGAAUGAGAUGAGCGAGAGGACGGACUGUGUGGCUUUUUAAAUUCCUUAUUUUUCUAAAGCUGCACGACUCAAACCGUUUAAAAUGUGAAGUGUAAAAAGUGGCUGUGAGGUGCCAAAACGUGACAACUAAGAAAAAAACAACUUUUUAGAAAAGAAACUAAACAAAACUUUUAGAAAAUACAUUUAGACUAUUUUUGUGUUUUAAGUGACCUUAAAGGGCCGUGCAAACAGGAAGUGACGACCACUGACUUAAUGAGAGAUGUAGAGAUGAUACAUGGGGGGAAACUUUUGCCGGAUGGGCCCCAGGCUGAUCUGUGAACCCAGACGGAGCGGUAUUUACUUUUCAAACAUGAGAAGAGCUGUGUCCGUCCACGCGCUGGCUAUAGUUUUAUACUCUGUUUGUUUCAGUCUCAAACAUACGAGUUUAUCUAGCAGGCUUGUGCAGAACCGAGGCGACUCCACCCUACAGGAUGCUGAACUGGAAUUACAGGAAGUGGAAUUAAAUUAAAGAGAAAUUCCUUAGAAAUUUGUCACGUUUAACAAAUGUUUUGGCUUAAAUACUUAAAAUACUUAUAAUAUUCUUUGACCAAAUUAUGCAAAACUGAAACUAGCUCAGUCAGAGAGACUUUGAAUACCUGGAUAAAGUAAAGCAUUCUGGGAAAUGAAGUAUCUUUUUCACCGUUUUCCAUAAUUGUAAAGUUAUAAUACAUCAAAUUUAAAGUGUACACAAAGUUCAUAGUGAUAAUUACUGGGAUGAAAUGUGUGAAACAGUCUCGUCUUGUUCUGACGCCAAAAUGAUCAAUUUGAAUUUCACAGAAUUUAUUGGAAUUUCAAUCCCACUUCCUUCAGUUUGAAUUGCAAAUUCUGCUUCCUGUUUGCAUCCUCAGUUCAAAUUCACUUCAAAUUCUUGGAGUUGAAUUGGAAUUAGGAAACGCUCUGUUAUCUACACUGGAAAGAAGCAAAACAUUCUUAUAUCCAAUCAAAUCAUCCUGUGUUAAGAAAAAAUAAUCUGCCCGUGGGUGAAGGUGUUUUUCAUUGACAAAAAUACGUAAAAUAAGCACAAAGUUCUUGUCUCUGAACAAAAUAUAGGACGUAUUUCUUUAAUACAAGGAUGUUUUGCUUUGUUGAAAGUUUUUUUUUUACAGUGUAUGAGUCUGUAACGUCCUUCUGUAGACUUUGCUUUUGAUUUCUAAACCUUUUGCAGCUCCAAGUCACUAAUAUUACUGUCAAACCUUCUCCUUUUGAUAACAUAGAAACACCCUGAUGACGAUUUUCUACUGUGUGCAUUGAAGACAAGUCUUUUUUAAUAAAUGAUAAUAACUUUCUGAUA
Mugil cephalus (flathead mullet) is the source of this 1791-nucleotide messenger RNA. RefSeq names its product cell adhesion molecule 4-like. The transcript has 4 exons. The coding region runs from base 165 to 467 and encodes 100 amino acids. The record is from RefSeq and is a predicted model, not a curated record. Lineage: Eukaryota; Metazoa; Chordata; Actinopteri; Mugiliformes; Mugilidae.